Messenger RNA from Phragmites australis (common reed), 1691 nucleotides. RefSeq lists its product as uncharacterized. The record is from RefSeq and is a predicted model, not a curated record. Lineage: Eukaryota; Viridiplantae; Streptophyta; Magnoliopsida; Poales; Poaceae. The transcript has a single exon. Gene Ontology annotation, cellular component: vacuole. Bases 66 to 1478 code for a protein of 470 amino acids.
ACACACCUUCAGUCAGAUAAUUCCAGACGACUCCCAAGUCAGAAUCCAGCAAGCAUCUCUCUCCCAUGGCGUCUCCGCCCUUCCCCGUCCAGUUCAAAACCCCCGGCGAUUCGCCGCCGCCCACCGCCGCCCUUCUCUCCCCCUCCUCGUCUUCCCCCGUGCCCCAGCCCCCCACUGUCUCCCGCCUCCUGCUCCUCCUCACUGCCGCCCUCGCCGCGGCAACCGCCUUCCUCCUCAUCCGCCCACCGCUCACCACCACAACUGCGGCCUCCGCCACCGCGCGGCAGCUCGCCAUUCUCCCGAAGCCGGUGGUCCUCCUCAUCUCCUCCGACGGCUUCCGCUUCGGGUAUCAGUACAAGGCCCCCACCCCGCACAUCCGCCGCCUCAUCGCCAAUGGCACCUCCGCCGCCGAGGGGUUGAUCCCCGUCUUCCCCACCCUCACCUUCCCCAAUCACUACUCCAUCGUCACUGGCCUCUACCCCUCCUCCCACGGCAUCAUCAACAACUACUUCCCGGACCCAAUCUCGGGGGAUCGCUUCAACAUGUCCAACCACGACCCUAAGUGGUGGCUCGGGGAGCCCCUCUGGGCCACCGCCGCCGCCCAAGGGGUCCGGGCCGCCACAUUCUUCUGGCCGGGCUCGGAGGUUAAGAAGGGCUCCUGGGACUGCCCGGACAAGUACUGUCGCCACUACAAUGGCUCGGUGCCGUUUGAGGAGAGGGUGGAUGCCAUCCUUGGUUAUUUCGAUCUCCCGUUUGACGAAAUGCCGCAGUUCCUGACUCUGUACUUUGAGGAUCCUGAUCACCAGGGGCACCAGGUGGGGCCUGACGACCCAGCGAUCACUGAUGCGGUUAUACGGAUCGACGAGAUGAUCGGGAAGCUCAUUGCUGGUUUGGAGGCAAGGGGGAUGUUUGAGGAUGUGAACAUUAUAUUGGUCGGGGAUCAUGGUAUGGUUGGGACCUGUGACAGGAAGCUAGUGUUUCUCGAAGAAUUGUCUCCGUGGAUUGAGCUGAAGGAAGAUUGGGUUCUUUCAAUGACACCAUUGCUAGCAAUCAGGCCGCCAGAUGGUGUGUCACCAGCUGAUGUUGUGGCCAAGAUGAACGAGGGGCUUGGGUCUGGGAAGGUGGAGAAUGGAGGAUAUUUGAAGAUGUACUUAAAGGAGGAUUUGCCUUCUCGCUUGCAUUACUCAGAGAAUUAUAGGAUCCCCCCAAUCAUCGGGCUGGUAGAGGAAGGGUAUAAGGUGGAGAUGAAAUGUUCCAAGAGAAAUGAGUGUGGAGGGGCACAUGGGUAUGACAAUGCCUUCUUCUCAAUGAGGACCAUAUUUGCCGCACAUGGACCUCGUUUUCAGGGGGGUAGGACUGUGCCCUCAUUUGAAAAUGUGGAGAUAUACAAUGUCAUGGCUUCCAUUCUCAAUUUGAAACCAGCUCCGAACAAUGGUUCAGCUUCUUUCCCUGGCACGAUUCUUUUACCGAGCGAAUGAUCAUGGACACACGUACGAGCUGUCGUUAGGAGUAAGGCCAUGCUGAUGCCUGAUGGUAUUCUCUUCUGGUUGUUGUUGUACACCUCUUAAAUUAGACUUCUGUCACCAGCAGCUAUUCACUGUAUCUGAAUGAAAAUGCUGCUAGUAGAGAGUAUCUUUUCAUUUGGGACAACAUUUGGUAACAUGAUUCACAUCAAACCUUUAGCUGCUCUA